CGGCGGCGGCUCCCCUCCCCCCGGCUGUCAUUCAGAGGCGGAGCUCCGCGCCUCUCUCCUCCUCUCCGUGUGUCCGUGGCCGGCCGGAUGGCUGUCCUACUCCAGGCCGGGGCUUUGGCCGGGUCUCAGCGGCUUGUGUAUUUCUCUUCACCGGCUGCCGGUGCAGACAAUGUGCUUAUGGCGGCAAGCAUGGAUAAUUGGAAAUGAGCUGCAAUGGAAACUCCUUCGUCAGAGUGAACAGCGAAUCUUCAUCUGGGAUCAAAAUGAGUGACGUGCAGGCGACUGUGGAGUUUUCAGUGGAGCUCCAGAAGUUUUACAACGUAGACCUAUUUCAGAGAGGAUUUUACCAGCUCCGAGCAUCUAUGAAAAUUCCACCGCGCAUUCCACACAGAAUAGAAGCGAGUCUUCUGCGCGUAACAGGUGACGACUUGGCCUUCCCAGCAUCGGUGCAAGAUACUGUUGUCUGCAGUAAAAUUUUCCAAAUUUUGUACAAAAAUGAGGAGGUAGCCGUCAAUGAUGUGAUGAACUUCAAAGUUAAGAUGCUUCUGGAUGAAAGGAAGAUUGAGGAGACGUUGAAUGAACUGGUGUUUCAGCUUUCCAUUGACCUGUAUUUCACAGACACUGACUAUUCACCAAAUGACCCAAACGCCUUGCAACUAAUUAGUAGUCGAAAUUUAAAGUUGCACUUUAACCUACAUAGAGGCCUUCAUCACCACAUCAAUUUAAUGUUUGAUUACUUUCACCUCUCAGUCAUAUCUAUUGUAGUUCAUGGGUCCUUGGUUGCGCUGCAUCAGCCACUCAUCAGCUUUCACCGUGCAAUGAAGAAUACCUGGCUGAACCGAAAUGCUCCAGCCCAGAGCAAGGAGUCCGCGAUCCCAACACUGGAAAGUGUGGUGUUCGGCAGCAACUACACAAAGCAGCUGUCUGCAGAUGGGAACAGCUUUGUGGUCCAGGAAUGUUUCCUACAGCAUGCCUACAACCUUCACUAUACACUCUGUGCCUGUUUGCUGUCGUCAUUUAAGGGGUUAUACAGUUAUUUCAUGACUGUAACUAAGGAGCUGCCCUCUUCACUAAAGCUGGAGUUGGCCAAGCCCCGCAUGCAGGUCCUUUAUGAACGUCUUCUCAGAAGAAAAUACCCGUGGCCCGCAAGAGACGACGCUCUGGAAAAAAUUGAUGUGGACGCCCGUCUCGCAGAACUGUGUGAGGAUGUUAAGAAAAUGGAUAAUCCUGACGAAUUGGCAGAACUGAUUAAUAUGAACCUGGCACAGCUUUGUUCACUGCUGAUGGCGCUUUGGGGACAGUUUCUUGAAGUCAUCGUUUUGCAAGAUGAAAUCACAAGCAUUGUCGCACAGGAACAUCACAUGCUGAGAGUCCGUAGAUUUGCAGAAGCUUUCUUUUGCCUUGAGCAUCCUAGACAAGCAGCCCUGGCAUACCAAGAACUGCACGCCCAAAGUCACCUCCAAAUGUCAACUGCUAUAAAGAGUUCCACUUACUUCAGUUCUCUUCCACCUCUGCCCAUAGAGUGUUGUGAGCUGGACGGAGACUUUAACUCUCUGCCAAUUAUUUUUGAAGAUAGGUAUUUAGAUUACAUUACAGAAGAUUUAGAUGGGCCUUGGCUUGGUGCUAAUAACCUUCAAAAAUCGGAUUCUAAUAAAAUAGAGAAAGCUGACAGUGAAGAUGGAUACGUUUAUGGUCUUGUCAGCCCAGAGCUAAAAGUCGCUUCUGAAGUUUCUGCUCCACACUGGUGUCUUGAAGGUUCUCCCAGCACACAACAGUCAGGUACUGUGGUCGCGAAAAUGGACAGUGUGCCUCAACAAGCUGAAAGGGGCAGUGUUGGUCAACCCACAGGACCUUCAGGAGUCAGGACAAUAGAGGUUAAGCCAAGUACCAAGAACUCCUAUGAAGGUGAAAAAGUAACUGUUAUAUUUUCCUCCAAGUCUGAGGUAUUGCGAGAUGUUACCAUUAAGGAUGGAAUUCCAGGACAUGGGUUUCCUGCUUUGCCUGGUGGAGUAACACCAUUACAGGAGACAGAUUCAGUGUUUGAAAAGGAUGUGGCAGUAGCUACAAAUAUAAAAUUAUCAGGAAAUGGAGACUCACUCUUGAAGCUAAAAAACCAGCCACAUCCUACCUCAAAAGAGAUCCACAUAGUAGUGAGUGGGGAUACAAUAAAGUUACCUGAUCUUAGCAUUACCUGUGCAUCUUCAAGAUUUUCCGAUUCCGGUGUAGAAAGUGAACCAAGCUCUUUUGCGACUCAUCCAAAUCCAGAAUGCUGCUUGGAAAAUGUAAUAGAGCAUGGUCCUGUUUCAUCUGAUAAAGUAUUUUCACAGUUAUUGCUCAAACCAGAAUCUAAUCUGAAAACUACUGUUGAGAGCCACUGUACAGAAAGCACGAGUGCCCUAAGUGAAAUCCAGUCGUCUUUGACAUCUAUUAAUUCCUUGCCAUCCGAUGAUGAACUUUCACCAGAUGAAAGUUCAAAGAUCUCAGUUGUACCUGAGAACCUGGUGAAAGAUAGCAAGACUGUCCUAGACUUGGGGAGUGUUGAUGUGCCAAAGUUUGAUCUUAAAAAGUCCAACAUUCUCACACAGCCUCAAUGCGUUGUGUUUUCAGAAAGUGAAAAUAUCCCAGUGCAUUCCUCCCUUUCAAGCAUCAGAGACCUAUUCCAGUUUGCUAUUUCUGAUGAGGAAACUCCAAAUGAAGUAAAGAGUAUUCCGGUUCCACUGCCAGGUUCUAUAACCACUUUUCGAGAACCUCAAAUUCCAGAAACCGUACUUUAUAGCUCCCGUGUUUCACUUGAUCCAGAGGUUAUUGUGGUUGGAGAACAAUCUGUGGUUUCUGGUUCAGUUGUUAUUGAUGAUGAGUAUAUUGGUGUGGAACCAAAAGAUACUAAGCAGGACUUGUCUGAAGCCGUGAGUAGAAGUCCUCCUGCUGCUAAACUCACUUCUACAAACAGCACAGACAUUGUGAAACAAGGUUUGGUUGAAAAUUAUUUUGGUUCUCAAAGUAGCACUGAUAUUUCUGAAAUCAGCCCUGCAGAUGAUCUUAAAUAUGUUACUCCUGAAAAAGAACUUUCAAAUUUGCAGUCAACUGGCCCACUUCUGCAAGAUGAUGAUGAUGAGGAGGAACAGGAUGAAGAAAUGAUUGAAAAUGGCUAUUAUGAGGAAACUGAUGGCCCACUAUACAAGUCAGAAGAUCCUGAAUGUGAAGUUAUCCAUGAUUCAGCAAAUAACAAAUGUUUAAGAUCUGAACACAUUGGUUCUGAAUAUUUUAAAGAUGCCAUGACCAUGCCAGGAGUUUGCACGACUAGCUGUUUAUCCUUUUCCUAUACAUUAAAAGACUCCCCUUGUGGCACUGCAUUUACUCUAAGGAAUACAUCUGAUACUAUUACAAAGCAACCAGGUGGUGCAGUGUUUGACACGUCAACAUCUAUUGCUUGGUAUGAAAGCUCUCCAAAACCAUUAAUGCUAGCAUUCCUGCAGGCCAAAGAAGAACUGAAGCAGUUGCGACUCCCAGGUUUUUUGUAUAGCGAUGUGCCUCAUUUGGCAUCCACAGUUCCAUACUUCAGCACUGAGGAGGAUGACAGCUCUGAUGAGGGAAUCCAUUUGAUUGUCUGUGUCCAUGGACUAGAUGGUAAUAGCGCUGACCUUCGGUUGGUAAGAACAUACAUAGAACUUGGACUUCCUGGGGGGCGAAAAGAUUUCCUUAUGUCGGAGAGAAACCAGAAUGACACCUUUGCUGACUUUGAUUCAAUGACCGAUCGUCUCCUAGAUGAAAUUAUACAGUAUAUCCAAAUAUACAAUCUAGCCAUUUCCAGGAUCAGCUUUAUAGGUCACUCCUUAGGAAACCUAAUCAUAAGGUCUGUGCUUUCAAGACCGAGAUUCAAAUGCUACCUUGGCAAGUUGCACACUUUCCUGUCCUUAUCCGGUCCGCAUUUAGGUACCCUUUACAACAGCAGUGCCCUUGUUAAUACAGGCUUGUGGUUCAUGCAGAAGUGGAAAAAGUCGGGCUCACUUUUACAGCUAACGUGCAGAGAUCACUCUGAUCCUCGUCAGACCUUCUUGUACAAGCUAAGCAAGAAAGCAGGGCUGGAACACUUCAGAAAUGUUGUUCUGGUCAGUUCCUUACAGGAUCGAUAUGUUCCUUACCACUCAGCUCGUAUUGAGAUGUGCAAAACUGCUCUUAAGGACAAACAGUCAGGACCAGUGUAUGCGGAAAUGAUCCAAAACAUCCUCUUGCCUGUUCUGCAGAAUAAAGACUGCAAUCUAGUGCGAUACGACGUCAUUCACGCGUUACCUAACACAGCAAACUCUCUCAUCGGGCGAGCAGCCCACAUUGCGGUUCUUGAUUCUGAAGUCUUUUUAGAGAAAUUUUUUCUGGUUGCUGGCCUCCGAUAUUUCCAGUAGAAAGAGGACAUUUCCAGACAUUUAUGUAAUACCUCAUUGACAAUGAUUCUCAAAGUAUGUGGUAAUAAAGUGUUAGCUGCCAUUGUAUUUUGAGCUGUAUUUAUAUGUUCUUGGGUUUUCAUUUUUUCCCUUUUUUUUCCUUUUACUGGAAAAUAAUUUAUAUCAUCCAAUUUGUGAGUACAGGUGCAGUGUAGAUUUGUUAUUUAUAUCUAUGGAGACUCUUGCCACCUCCUCUGAUUCCUAUGGUUUAAUUCCUUUUUUUUUUCUUCAAAAAAUGAAUUCUAAUGCUAUUUGUAAAUCUUCCAGGUUUUUAUGGAUUCUUCAUGAAGUUUAGUCUGCACCAUUAUCUGGGUGUGCCGCUUCUGCCAGUUUACUUAGAAAGUUGCUUAACCACCCUGAAAAGUUUGCUGACACGAUGAGUGAGGUCAGCUGGCCUGACCACAUAACAUGUAAUAUUGUACAUCAUUUUCCUCCUCCAGUCAUGUAUUGCUGGCUCGAAAGGUUAUGGUCUUAAAUGAUUUCUUUCCAUUGAUUAUGUCAUUGACCAUUCAUCUAAGCCAGUGUUUCCCAACCAGUGUGCCUCCAGCUGUUGCAAAAACUACAACUCCCAGCAUGCCCGCACAGCCAAAGGCUGUCCAGGCAUGCUGGGAGUUGUAGUUUUGCAACAGCUGGAGGCACACUGGUUGGAAAACACUGAUCUAAGCCACGGUAAACCAGCGUGACAGUGCGGAGCUGUCCUUCAUGUACCAAAGUUACCUAAAUGCUUGCUCUGUAAACAAUGGUGACCCUUGCAUGAUACCAUAGACCCUCUACACUGCCGACAUUAAGAAGAUGAGCUUAAACAGAUUUUGCACUAAUUCACUCAUUAUUUGGCAUCAUUGUUUCUGUAGUCAACGGUAUAGUGAUGGUUGGGUAUAUCUACCAGUUGGAGACAAGACUUGGCAGCACCUUCUAUUGCUUUUAUGAUGAUGCUAUAAAUGCCAUUGUAGUGAAUAAGAUUAAAUCAAAUCCUAUUCACACUUUCUUAUGGCUAGGUCUACACGACAACAUUUGUCGCGCAACAACUUUUAUAAUGGUAGUCUAUGGUGUCGCAUUGUAACAUGUGACAUGCUUGGACUGCAACGUUACCAUUAUAAAAAUUGUUGUGCGA
Bufo gargarizans (Asiatic toad) is the source of this 5550-nucleotide messenger RNA. It is a transcript of the gene FAM135A, whose product is annotated as family with sequence similarity 135 member A. Lineage: Eukaryota; Metazoa; Chordata; Amphibia; Anura; Bufonidae. The record is from RefSeq and is a predicted model, not a curated record.